Messenger RNA from Lemur catta (Ring-tailed lemur), 2803 nucleotides. RefSeq names its product transmembrane protein 252 (gene TMEM252). Bases 53 to 619 code for a protein of 188 amino acids. The transcript is spliced from 2 exons. The record is from RefSeq and is a predicted model, not a curated record. Lineage: Eukaryota; Metazoa; Chordata; Mammalia; Primates; Lemuridae.
UCUCCUGGAGCAGAGUGGCAGGGUCAGGGGGCUGGGUUCCCAAGGAGCAGGGAUGCAGAACAGAACUGGCCUAAUUCUCUGUGUUCUCACCCUCCUGCUGGGCUUCCUGAUGGUCUGCCUGGGGGCUGCCUUCCUUUCCUCUGUCUCCGUAUGGAACUGUCGGGGCAGCCUCAUCGUGGCCUAUGUGCUUCUAUCUCUGGGGUUUGUGAUCCUUCUGAGUGGAAUUUUCUGGAGCACCUACUGCCAGGCGAGUGAAAGCAAAAGGGUGUUCAGCCAUGCGCUCAGACAACACCUUGCUCAGGGGGCCCUGUCCCUGGCCACGGUGGACAGGCCAGACUUUUAUCCUCCAGCUUAUGAAGAGAGUCUUGGUGCAGAGAAACAGACCUGCCCUGCAGAAGGAGAGGCCUCUGACAUUCCUCCCCCUCCAUAUACAGAGACGGGCCUGGAAUUCCAGGAUGAAAAUGAAGCCCAGCCAGAGGCCCCGCCAUCCUACGCAGAGUCCACAGCUAACCUGGCAGCUGCAGUGACAUCAGAGGAUGCUGAGAGGCAAAGCCGAGAGUGCCGAAGCCCGGAGAGCUCUCCAGCACUCGUGGCGCACCCCAUGGGAACCGGCUGCUAAUCACAAAGGCAGGCAAGGGACUGUGGGAGGAAAAGCCACAUCAGGGACCCUGCAGAAGAGCUCGUGGAGGGGCUGCUGUGUGUGACAGCCGCACAAUUCCACAGACUUGCUCAGCCACGCAAGGCCAGGGUGGGGGCCCUGGAGGGUGUGGCCACUCCAAGCAGACAUUUCAGGGGACUCCGGCUAAUCCCAACCCAGCCAAGCAUCAGGACUGCUGUGAGAGCCUUUCUGCUCUCGUUCAACUCCCUUCCUAUUGCCCCAGACAGGGAGGAAUAGAUGCUGCUUGCCAGGACAGCCACGUGCCUUCGUGCACUGCGUUACCUAAUAGUCACAGAGACAGUUUGUUGUUUCCUAUGUAGGUUGCUCAGCAAUUCUUUAGCUGGUUUUAUAGUUGCCCCUUCUGACCGCACUACCAGAGUGACACAGUACUUCACAUCGUGGAAGAUAUGCCCUUGGAACUCAUCAAUGUUAUUUUUUGUAUUAUUUUAUUUUAAUUAUGUGUAUUUUUUUCUAUGUGAAAGCAAAGUGAUUAUAAUAUUCACUCUCAAAAUGGUUCAAACACAAGAUGUUAAAUGAGCUAUUUUUUAAGAGAGGUUCUCAUAGGAACAGAUAUGAUGUCUUACAGAUGCACAUUGAAUAGAUAGAACACAUAAUUCAUAAUACACAGAAUUCAGAGGGGAAAAGAAUUUGUACUAGCCUUAGAUGGCAUUAAUGUACAAUUUGAUAUAAAUCUUGUAAAGUUUUAAAAAUAUUUAUAUGUAAUUCAAGGACUGUCCCUGUAAAUCUCUAGAAUUUGAAAGACAGGAGACUAUAAUGAUGUACUUUCUUCAUUAACAGGAAAUUCUUUAUGUCUCAAGAUACAGAUCUUGACUUUUAGACUCGGGACAUUUAUUUUAAAACCCAGUGAUUCCUCCUUAGCUUUGUUAUAUUUUGUUGUAUUAAUAUGUUUAAUACAAGAAGACAAGUCAGGUGGCAGGGUGGUGGAAAGAGAUGCAGCCUGCUGCUUCUGCACUUGGACAAGAAUCUUCCUCGCUCUGGGCCUCAGUUUCCUCCUGUCAAGUGAGGCAUUUGUGCUGGGGUUAACAUCGAACAGUUAUGGAAUGCCUUUUGUUAAUAUAUGGAGGCUCUGUGCUGUGAACUUUUCAUUCGUGUUCUUUAGCCCUCAUGCACAUUCAAUCUUUAAGAAGAGAGGUGCUAUGAUUAUUCCCAUUUUACAGAUGCAUAAAACUGAGACUUUGAGAAGUUAAAAAACUUGUCCAAUAAAAUAACAUGCAGUGCCUCCCAGGAGGGUGAAGAAGGGUCCCUAGAGAGACCUGGGAGGACCUAUUUAUUUCAUAUUUUUAUGCUAAGCUAGCCCUGUCUCACUUCCCUCCUUCCAGGAAGCAAUGUGGAUUUCUCUUUCUUUUCAGAAAAUGAGCUCUAACAGAAAAUGGAGCCCCAAAGUUGCUGUAAUAUCUUAAAACCCUUGGAGCAACAGAGGUGGUUGCUUUAGCAUUUAAUUGUUUAAAGUGUAAAUAAGCCCUCCAUGUUUUCUGCUAGGAGCUGGGCCCUCACUUCAUGGUAUAGUUUCUCUUCAACUGAUCAUUAUACAGAUGGUAAGUAUGAUUCCUAACGGAUGACAGGCCCUUGAUGAAUGGACACAGGAAGGGCUUUGGACAGUCGCAGGGAUGGAUGUGGCUUCAAGGGGGAAGGGGGUGAAAAAAAUGGGAUGGGGCCCCCUCCUUGGCCUCCUCUUCCCCAUCAUUGCUGAGUGUGCAGAUUAAGUAUAUUCUGACAAAUACACAAGAAGCCAUGUGAAAGGAAAUGCUGAUCCACAAAGCAUGAAUUUGGGAAUCUGUGAUUUGAAUCCUUGACAUCAAGGAUGUGAGUGGAUAUGAAGUCCACUCACAGUUGUCCAGGUAGGAAGUGAUCAUUUAAUUACUAAUGCAAUAUAUCAUCCCUUUCUUGUCAUCUCUUUCCAUCCCUCUCCUAAGACAGUUACCCUGAAAUUUUCCCCGGUGGUCUGAGCACAUUCACUGAUCUGAACAAGCAAUAUCAUUAGGCUUUCUUCCAGAGUUUGUAUUAGUAAUAGAUAGUUUUUCCAACUACUAUUAAAGGUAGUCAGGUAAAACAAAUGUUAAUUUUGGUUUACAUAAGAAAUGGUUUUAAUCUCUUUACUGUAAUAAAUUUUGUACUUAAACUUUC